Sebastes umbrosus (honeycomb rockfish) is the source of this 9952-nucleotide messenger RNA. It is a transcript of the gene hipk2, whose product is annotated as homeodomain interacting protein kinase 2. The record is from RefSeq and is a predicted model, not a curated record. Gene Ontology annotation, biological process: intrinsic apoptotic signaling pathway in response to DNA damage by p53 class mediator; peptidyl-threonine phosphorylation; smoothened signaling pathway. Lineage: Eukaryota; Metazoa; Chordata; Actinopteri; Perciformes; Sebastidae. Gene Ontology annotation, cellular component: nucleus; PML body; cytoplasm. The transcript has 15 exons. Bases 418 to 4149 code for a protein of 1243 amino acids. Gene Ontology annotation, molecular function: protein serine/threonine kinase activity; transcription coactivator activity; protein tyrosine kinase activity.
ACCAAACUCGCUGCGCUCUCUGACCACUGCAACUUUUGCAGAGAGACUCACUCCUCACUCCACAGACAUGUCGCACAAUAGCUGAAGUAAACCUGUCACCGCAGGCUCUCUCUCAUCACCGGAGCCUCCAGGAACAACACAAGCAGCAGGCGGGGACCUGAGCAGCUCUGAGCGGCCUCUCUCUCCUCUCCUCUCCUCUCCGGUUCUGGUCGCUCUCCUCCGGUCGGAACCGUCGCACUGGAUCUGGAUUAUGAUCGUUUUCCUCUCUAAUGAACCGGGCCAGUAAUGCAGGAGGAGACCGCCGCGGAGACUCUCUCAUCAUCAGCACUACUGUUCCAAGAUGGCAGAUUUUCAUUGAGUUUUGAGCAGAAAUCUCGCUUUAUUUUUUUGCCAUGAAUAACAGAAACCCUUGCACCGAUGGCCCCUGUAUACGAAGGUAUGGCCUCGCAAGUGCAAGUGUUCUCCCCUCACACUCUCCAAUCAAGUGCCUUCUUUAGCGUGAAGAAACUGAAGGUGGAGCAGAGUUGCAACUGGGAUAUGACAGGGUACGGCACACACAGCAAAGUCUACAGCCACAACAGCAGCAAGAACUUGUCGUCCGCCGGUGGCCCCCUCGCCAUCAACAGCUCCCUGCAGGUCGCCAGCUCCACCCUGCCCUACGAGCAGGCGCUCAUCUUCCCAGCCAGCGCGGGCCACAUCGUGGUCGCCUCAGCCAGCAGCACUUCGGGGGCCUUGGGGUCUCUGCUGGGCAGCGGGGGUGGAGGCAGCAACAGCAACAGCAGCGGUGGUGGAGGUGGCGGCGGUGGCAGUGGUGUGGGUGGCGUGGUCGGCGUUCACAACCUGACGCGCCGCAGCACGGUCAGUCUCCUUGACACCUACCAGCGAUGCGGGCUUAAACGCAAAAGUGAGGAGCUUGACAACAACAGCAGUGUGCAGAUCAUUGAGGAGCACGGCCCACCGAUGAUCCAGAACGGAGCGGCCAGCGGGGCCACGGUGGCUACGGUGGCCACCGCCACCUCCACCGCGACGUCCAAGAACAGCGGAUCCAACAGCGAAGGGGACUACCAGCUGGUGCAGCACGAAGUGCUCUGCUCCAUGACCAACACCUACGAAGUGCUGGAGUUCUUGGGGCGAGGGACCUUUGGACAGGUGGUGAAGUGCUGGAAGAGGGGCACCAACGAGAUCGUGGCGAUCAAGAUCUUGAAGAACCACCCUUCGUACGCACGGCAAGGUCAGAUCGAGGUCAGCAUCCUGGCGCGUCUCAGCACGGAGAAUGCGGACGACUACAACUUUGUGAGGGCCUACGAGUGCUUCCAGCACAAGAACCACACGUGCCUGGUAUUUGAGAUGCUGGAGCAGAACCUGUACGACUUCCUCAAGCAGAACAAGUUCAGCCCUCUGCCGCUCAAAUACAUCCGACCUGUGCUGCAGCAGGUGGCCACAGCGCUAAUGAAACUGAAGAGCCUGGGGCUGAUCCACGCUGACCUGAAGCCAGAGAACAUCAUGCUCGUGGACCCGUCUCGACAGCCCUACAGGGUCAAAGUCAUUGACUUUGGCUCAGCCAGCCAUGUGUCAAAAGCGGUCUGCUCCACUUAUCUACAGUCCAGAUACUACAGGGCUCCGGAGAUCAUCCUGGGCCUGCCGUUCUGCGAGGCCAUAGACAUGUGGUCCCUGGGCUGCGUGAUAGCCGAGCUCUUCCUGGGAUGGCCCCUCUACCCUGGAGCCUCAGAGUACGAUCAGAUCCGGUACAUCUCUCAGACACAGGGUCUACCUGCAGAGUAUCUGUUGAGUGCGGGGACAAAGACCACCAGGUUCUUCAACAGAGACCCCGACUCCACCUAUCCUCUCUGGAGACUCAAGACUCCAGAGGGCCACGAGGGCGAGACGGGGAUCAAGUCCAAGGAGGCCCGCAAGUACAUCUUCAACUGCUUGGAUGAUAUGGCGCAGGUGAACAUGACGUCAGAUCUGGAGGGGAGCGAAAUGCUGGCGGAGAAGGCCGACAGGCGGGAGUUCAUCGACUUGUUAACCAAGAUGCUGACCAUCGACGCAGACAAGAGGAUCACCCCCAUCGAAACGCUCAACCACCCCUUUGUUACUAUGACACACCUCCUCGAUUUCCCACACAGCACACAUGUGAAGUCGUGCUUCCAAAACAUGGAGAUCUGCAAGCGUCGUGUCAACAUGUACGACACGGUCAACCAGAGCAAGACGCCCUUUAUCACCCACGUGGCCCCCAGCACCUCCACCAACCUCACCAUGACCUUCAACAACCAGCUGAACACUGUGCACAGCCAGGCCACCAACCUGGUUCCCUCCUCCACCAACAAUGCCACCCUUUCCUUUGCAAGUCCCGAUGUCUCCAUACUAAACUACCAAUCUGCACUCUACCAGCCCUCCGCUGCCUCUAUGGCGGCCGUGGCCCAGAGGAGCAUGCCCCUGCAGCCGGGACCUCCUCAGCUCUGCGCCGCCCGGCCCGACCCCUUCCAGCAGGCGCUCAUCGUCUGCCCACCUGGCUUCCAAGGGCUGCAGGCGUCCCCUUCCAAGCACACCAGUUACUCUGUGCGGAUGGAGAACGCUGUUCCCAUAGUGACGCAGGCCCCCGGUGCCCAGCCUCUGCAGAUCCAACCUGGCCUGCUUACACAGCAGGCCUGGCCCAGCGGCACCCAGCAGAUCCUGCUGCCUCCAGCCUGGCAGCAACUCACCCACACCUCAGUCCAGCACGCCACUGUCAUCCCCGACUCCAUGAGCAGCACACAGCCUCUCGCCAACUGGAGGAAUUCCCAUCCUCAUGGCAGCCAUUAUAAUCCCAUCAUGCAGCAGCCAGCCUUGUUGGCCGGCCACGUCACGCUCCCAUCCAACCAGACGCUCAAUGUUGGAGUGGCACACGUUAUGAGGCAGCCCUCAACCAAUAACAACUCCUCUUCCAAAAAGAACAAACAGCACCAGAUGUCUGCCAGGAACAUGUCGGCCUACGAGGUGUCGUCCUCUCAGGCGGUGCUGUCCCCGCAGCGCUCCAAGCGGGUGAAGGAGAACACGCCACCGCGUUGCGCCGUGCUACAGAACGGCCCGGCCUCCAACUGCCCGCCCCUGCAGGGCUGUGGGGGCGGUGGGUGGGGGGCCGGCGAAGCAGAGCAGGCUUCCAGCACCACCCGCGACCACCAGCACCAGCACCACGUCCCCAGACAGACCAUCAUCAUCCCCGACACGCCCAGUCCAGCAGUCAGCAUCAUCACCAUCAGCAGUGACACAGAUGAGGAAGACGACCACAAACAAAACAAGAGUUCAUCUUCAAAGCAGAGGAAGAAUGUCAUCAGUUGCGUGACGGUCCACGACUCGCCCGACUCCGACUGCUCCAGCAACAACAGCCCCUACACUGUGGAGUCCAGACCCCCCAACAACAACAGCUACGAUACAAAGACCACCAUCCUGGACAACUAUAACAAUGGGAACCCCCGCACCAUCAUCAUCCCCCCUCUCAAAACCCAGAACAGUGAGGUCCCCAGUGAGUGUGAGCGCCUGAUGCCAGAUGCAAUGAACCAUCAGAAUAUAGCUUACAAGUUCAAAUCCUCCAAUGUAUUGAUGUCUGGCAAUAAUCACCUACCAGGGGGCGUGGCCGUAGGCGGGUCCUACCGACAGCAGCGCUCUGGGUUACACCCCCUCCAGCAGCAGCCUCUCAAUCUCAGCCAGGCCCAGCAGCAUAUGGUAGCUGAUCGAAAUGGUCAUCGGCGCCAGCAGGCCUACAUCACCCCAACCAUCGCCACUCAGGCCCCGUACUCCUUCCAUCACAACAGCCCCUCUCACACGGGCAACGUCCACCCGCACCUGGCCGCCACACACAUACCCAGCCAGCCCCACCUCUACGCCUACACAACCCCCGCCGCUCUGGGCUCCACCGGCACCGUGGCCCACCUGGUGGCGACGCAGGGCUCGGCGCGCCACGCGGUGCAGCACGGGAGCUACCCGCCGAGCAUCGUCCACCAGGUCCCGGUCAGCAUGGGCCACCGCGUGCUGCCCUCUCCCACCUUGCACCACAGCCAGUACCAGGCCCAGUUUGCCCACCAGGCCUACAUCAGCGCUUCGCCCGCCUCCACUGUCUACACUGGAUACCCGCUGAGCCCCACCAAGGUCAACCAGUACCCUUACCUCUAGAGAAGACACUGACUGACACUGGAGAGCCCGACCCAGCGCCGCUGCUGCUGCCCCCACCCCCGAACCCACUCGACAUCCUAAACAUCCUCUCCUCGACCUCAGACAUAAACAGAGACAGAGGAACAUGCAAUCCUCAUGAAACUGUCACGUAUAACUUGAAGAUAUAACGACAGAGAGAAAAAGAGAAAAAAAAGAUUCACAGCCUCUCUAGAAGGGAAAGAUGGAGUUGAAUUUCAGAGGGGUACAGUCCUUCUUUCAAUUUUCUUUUUGUUCUCCUGAAAGGGCCAGUUUUUUGCUUUUAUUUGUCUAUUCUUCGCUUUACUUUACGAGGACAGUAAUGUCUCAUUAGUUUUACAGGGAAGUUUGAAACAGACCUUUUGGGACAAGCGGAGGCUUUUCUGGUUUGCUUUCUUUUUAUUUUCCCCUCUUAAAUUUGGGACGUGACUGUUGAACAGGGGUUACUGACUGGAAGUUCGGGAUCCCAAGAGGCUUGGGAGAAGGUGAAAUACGGAAACCUGCUGCUCUUCAAAGAAAAAAAAAUAUUGAUGGCCUUGAACUGUCUUAAUAUUUCCAAAUCAUUCAUGGUGUGGGGGAGAAAAAGAGAGGCAACUCCCCCCCACCACACUCCACCUUCUCCAGCCGAGGAGGCUUCUGGAAAUAUAACCAACAGAAGACAACAAACUUUUUAGUGUAUUUAUAGAUAUUUUUUUCUCCUUUAUGUUUCACCUUUAUGACGAUACUUCAGUUUUAGCUCUAGGUGUCUUAGCUGGGCCCCGUUCUUAGAAUGUAGCAGUCUGCACCUGUUUGUUUCAAUUUUUUUUUUUCUCCUGAUACCAAUAGAUUUAUUUGUUCCUCUUUUUUCUCAAUGUGAUUGCACAAAGUGGUUAUAAUAACAUAGGCAUGUACAACGUGAUUGUCUGUGUGUGCUACUGUCAGCCAUGCGUGUGUAGUCCACCUCCUUCAAAACUCUCCUCAGUCUUUUUAGGUUUUGACCAUUGUUCCCUCGUAGUGCCUUACAGAUAUAACGACACAGUUUACUUGGCUUGGAUCCUGAGAGCCACGAGAGACUAUAGCUAUACUUAGAGAGACAUGUUUCCCCCUGGUUUGACAUCCUAGUCGGGGCAGUUGUAGCUCUCUUCCAGGUGUAGGCUCAGCCCUCGCUGUUUUCUUGCCCUUAACGACAGCAUCCUAUAGAAUGAUGAAGAUUAACGUCAGAGUUGAUGUCGCGCUGAGCUAUUUUAUUAUGUGUGCAUGAGAUAACUUGCCUGGGGUACUUAACCAAAGUCAUAGAUAAAUUCUUGUUACAUUUUUGCUCUGGAUAUUAAUGUAAAUAUGAAAAAAUGUACAGUAUAGCUGUAGCUGUAAACCUCUAUCACCCAAAAUGUGGCUUUAGUUUGGAAUAUAUUUGUUUUUGUUUUUUUAAUAUAAUCACACAAGGGAAUUCAUGCAUCGUGACGACGGAGCACAGAGCUCAUGUACAGGGAAAUGAGUUACAGUACAAUGUUUGAGACACAGUAGAGGUCGUUAAAAGCUAGUCCGAGAGAAGGGGCCUGACAGGAAGUUAUUGUUGCCACGAGGAUGGUUCCGGAGGCUUAGGCUGCAGAGAGGAGGCAGAGUAUCGAGGGUUGUUCGAGAGAGAUACUGUGUAGGCACGAGUGAGGUGGCUGUUUGAGAGCGUAUAGGGUCAGUUUAGGUAGGGACUGUGGAGGGCACGGGUGAAACUCUAUCUUAAAUGGGACUAAAAUGGUAGCAGAAGUUGGCACUGAGCAGGUUGAUAGUAACACUGAGCCCGGGUGGUCGGUCGGUCGGUAGGUAGGAAGCCGAAGUGGCACUACCUUUACCUGAAUGCACACUUAGAAUUCCGACAUGAAUCCUGUUGUUGUUGUUGUCCAGCAAAGAUAAUUGGAAGUUGCGUUUGAGGUUUUGGCAUCUCAGAGCUGCAAGAACAGAACAGAAGGGAAAAAUGCCGCAGCGUACACCUGGAAGGGCACCUUGUUGUGGACGAUUUUUGUCGCCACUGUCCAUUUGUCUUCGAAGCCAGGUACACCACAGACAUCGCCACGCCAGCCGAACGGGAUACCUGAACACUUAGAGAACCAAUAGGGCUGUCACUUUGUGUGUUUGCUGCUUCAUUUCAUUUUUUUUUUUUCUCUCGUAGCCAACAUUACAAAUAAUCUCCUCUCUUCAUUUGUCCUCUUCAGCACAUCAGUACUGCUGGUGGUUUAGUGAAAGCCCCCCCCCCCUCUCUCCUUCAUGGUAUGCCAUAGUACUUGCAUUUGAAGUGAUUUUUUUUUUUUUUUUUAACUUAACAUUAUCUUGAACUUUUUUUUUGUUGACAUGGCUGUAGUACAUGUUGUGUUUAUUUUUUAGAGAUUGUUGCAAUAAUUCUCGUGGAUGUUUUAUCAGAGUAUGUGUGUGUUUUUAUUAUUAUUAUUAUUAUUAUUAUAUUUCAGGCUCAUUUCUAUUUUGUAACCCGGGGGUUGAUGUACAGUGAUGUUUAGUAUUCCGUGGAGGUGGGUGCACCUGUGUAAAAGUGUUGCAACACUGCUGGCGAUAGUAAAGUUGAUGAUAAUCCAAUGGGGCCCUUAUAGAUAGAUAGCUAUAGAUGCUUUUGGCUUGAGGGUGCCACAGCCACAGCCAGGAUUUGAAAUACAACAAUCCCCUGACGGGGCCCCAGAGUGGUUUGUCAUCCUGGUACUUUCCCCUCUCCACUCCCCGUCAGCUCCAGCAUGCAAGCCUUAGGGUUAAAGUUAAAGAUGUGAUUACAUAGUACAUUGCUGGUUACAUCAUUCUUCUCUGUUCUGUCUUAUUUUAUUUUAUUUUAUCUACUUAAUUUCCUCCAGGUCAUCGGGGCCUAAGCACACACACACACACACACACACACACACACACACACACACACACACACACACACACACAUACGCAUAUAAGGGAGAUGAUUUUCCAUUGAAAUCUUUUGGCUCCUCUGUUAUGAGACAGACUACUGAAACAUUCCACUGUUUGAGGGAAUUUGCCGUUAACACAUGCUACACUGCUGUCCUGUCCCCUCUCCUGUCCUGUCAGCGAGGGGAUAGCAUUGUCACUCUAGGACUUUUCUUUUCGCUCCUCCCACCAAAGAAAUCAACAGAUCGAUCAUGUACAGCACAGCACAGUAUAGUAUAGUACAAGCAAUCCUCCAGCAGCAGACAGGCAAUAACUUCUGGUCUCAUCUUUAAACGCGCUACAAGUUUGAGGACAUGUUGUUAAGCAAAAUGCAUGUGUGGACACGAUGUACGAGCACACAAGGAGGAUUUAACCUACUCAAUGCAUACUCAUUAAUUUGUUUAGAAUCUGGACGUUCAACUAUGAGAGGAGCUGCAGUCUGUGUUAAAGCUUUUCAUUACUCCUCACACUUGCGCCCUGUCUAGGUUGGAUGAUCAAUAAUUAUCUAACCUCUCUCCAAAUUGUUAAGCCAGUUGUUUUUUUGUUUGUUUUUUUACGUUGUUGAUGUUGUAGCUUUAUCGGUGUUGUACGAAAAAUGAAUUUGUAAACUUAAAAAAGUUUGUUUUACAUUAGCGUGCCAUGGAAUAGAAUGACCUGUAAAAAAAUGAAUUAAUCAAAAAAAUGUACCAACUAUACCUUUAAAAACUACGGUCGCCCGCACACAAAAAUGAAUGUAAUACGUGACCUGCGACGUCUGAAAUGGCUUUAGAUCUUUCUCAGUGGGUGACCAUUCGUUUGAUUUCUACACCGUUUGUGGCCAAGCACGAUGCAAUAAUUACACAUCUGAUCUCCAGCAAAAAUCCCAUAUGAGAGAAGUAAUGUAAAAUGACCACUAUCCUCACGAUUAGGGGGAUGUCAAAUAAUUUUGAGCUGUUUUCUCAAAUGAAACAUCCAAUUAAGAGAGGCCCGGUAUGCGCAACAAUGUGGAAAAUUACUUGAUGUGUGUGAUACCUUUUUGUCUAUUACUCUGUUCAGACAUAACCAAUGUUUUGUGUUUUAUAAAAAAAAGGGGAAUCAGAAAUGUGAGCAUUAACGUAGAUCGAGUGACCUUACAAUUACCAAAAUGUGCUUAAGUAGAGCGUAAAGAUGUUUUGUGUUGUUGAGGUGAGCAGAGCCUUCCCAGCUAGCGACUUUACUGUUAGAGCACUGCCUUCCAAAUAACCAACAGUACCUCCAAAGGGUUUAAGGUGACAUUUAAAUUAGAGAAGACAAAAUAAGGCAGUGUCUCACUCUCUAUGAAAUACACUCAAACUUCCAGCUUUGCUCACGGUGUUAACGUGAAUACUCCUCCUCCUGGAAAACACUGAGAAACAUUCCUGAGAGCAUGAUGGCGCAUAGUGCUACAUUAAGUCUUCAGACAGACUCCUCUAAGGUGACUUGGAGCUCGCAACAUCAAACCUACACAUUCAGUUCAGUAUAAACCGUUUGGCAAAGUCGCAGCUGCCUCCCAAAGUACAAAGGGGUUAGGAAGAGGUGUUGGGUGGAUUAAUCACGAGCUGAUGUUCUCUCAAAUUCAUAAUCUAGCUACACAAGCAUUCUUAAAGCCCUUUCGGAUGAGAGUGUAUGUUUUUUUUUAACUUUUCGUUGAGGAGAUCUGCUCCUUUCGCUGGCUAUUCAUUGGGGGAAUUCAGGGUGAGGUGGUCAAGGUUUGAUGCCAUCGCUGAUAGAGAGUGUUCGAUUACAAUGAAUGAAUUUAAGAACCAAAACUGAUUGAAAUACGAUUGUUUUUUCUUACUAUCUACAUCUAUUCUAAUUUGUUUAAAACCAGGUUAGGAUGUGGAUUCAUUUUUACCACCGUAAAUCCCCUAAAUUGCUGUUUUUAACUGAAAAAUGUAGCUUUUCCCAUUUCAGAGAGAUUUCUAGCCAAAGACAGUUAUUUUUGUGGUGUUCAUAAACGAAAUCUAGAAGUGGUAGACCAAAGCUACAGUCAAAGCUAGAUGUACACUACAAAAAUAUUCAUCUAAAGCUAGAGGUCAUGUCAAAAGUUAAAAUCCCUUUUCUCAAAAUUGUAAAUUAGCGUAGCUCAAUUUCUCAAAUAGCUACCUGCACAACAGUUUAUUUGCGUUUUCUAAAGACCUAAGAGUGCAUCAAACCCUGACCCCCUUUUGUGUCCAUUGCUGUAUGGUUUCUCAACGGUGUAAAAUCUCAUUCUUUGUCGAUAAAGCUAACGUGUGCUGCAGUAUUUCCUAGUAUACUUCUCUGUUAAUUGUCUUUUUCUUAUUUACUUUUGUUUAUCGGGGUGUGAUGUCUCAUUAUUUCAAUCUGUUGACGUAGCGUUCUAUGUAUACCCUGUUCCUUAGCCUAAUAUUAUUAAGUAUGUUAUGAGAAUGGAUAUUUUACUGGCUUUAUAGAAUGUUUAAAUAAAUAUAAUAAUGACAAUAAGAAGAAGGAUUAAUUAAACCUCCUAACAAGUUGAGUACUUGCUACUAAGCGCUUGUGUUACCAUUAUGAUGUUGUGUGCUUCUCUUAAUCAUUUUCGUUGUAGAAAAAUGGAGUGAAUUUAUAUUAGGCUUCGAAAAAAAAACUAAUGAUAGCGUUGUAAAUUUCACGGGAGGAUUUUAACAGACAAACAGCUUCGUCAAAUAGAAGAAUAGAGUUAUUUUAAUUGUCCUCUUUACUAACUGUAGGGUGAGAAGGGGCUCGCGUUGUGGUGAACUAUGUUAUAGCUUGUUAUUCACUGUUACUUUUGAUCAUUUUUUCGGUCUCCGAGGUGAAUCGAGUUAUUAAUGAGAAUUUGUAUGCUCACAUAUGCAUAUUGUAUAUGUGUAGAAAUGUAAUCACACUUUGUCUUGGAUUUACAUUAAACUGUUAAGUCACGGCA